Molecule: messenger RNA, 942 nt
Organism: Pseudomassariella vexata
Lineage: Eukaryota; Fungi; Ascomycota; Sordariomycetes; Amphisphaeriales; Pseudomassariaceae
Product: aldo/keto reductase
Exons: 3
Coding region: 1-942 (313 amino acids)
Cellular component (GO): cytosol
Molecular function (GO): aldose reductase (NADPH) activity; oxidoreductase activity, acting on NAD(P)H as acceptor
Source: RefSeq, a predicted model, not a curated record
AUGCACUCAAUCACCGCCGCUUUCAAGCCCGACUCUUCGGGUACUGCGCCCAAGCAGAUGCCUUACAUACCCCAUCUGAAGCUCAGUGAUGGGACCGAGAUACCCAUGCUCGCGUACGGCCUGGGCACCGCUCGAUCCAAGGCCAAGGGAAAGGCUGACUUGGAUGACGAAAUUGUUAAGUUGGCCACUAUGGCCAUCAAUAAUGGCUACUUCCAUCUGGACGGCGCUGAGUCAUACGGCAACGAGGCCGAGCUCGGCACAGCCAUCAAAACCGCCGGCGUGCCGCGGGAGAAGCUCUACGUGACGACGAAGCUUUGGGACGCCAAGAAGCAGGACGUCCAGACGGCGUUCGACACCUCGCUCGCGAAGCUGGGCCUCGACUACGUGGACUUGUACCUGGUUCACUCGCCCUUCGUGGUGGACACGGCCGAGGAGCUGCAGGAGGUGUGGGCCAAGAUGGAAGCCAUCAAGGAGUCUGGAAAAGCCAAGUCUAUUGGGGUAUCCAACUUUCUGCAGGAGCACCUCGAUACGAUUCGCCAGACAGCUAAGAUCCAGCCGGUAAUUAACCAGAUCGAGUUCCACCCGUAUCUCCAGCACGGGGAUCUGCUCGAGUACCACCGCAAGCAUAACAUUGCCGUGUCGGCGUACGGCCCGCUGACCGCGGUUACUAAAGCGUCUCCGGGGCCGCUUGACGGGAUGUACAAGGCGCUCGCGAGCAAGUACGGGGUGACGGAAGCGGAUAUUGCGUUGCGGUGGUGCAUUGACCAGGGGGUUGUGACGAUUACCACGAGCGGGAGUGAGCAGAGGCUGCAGGGGUACAUGAAGAAACUUCCAGAUUUCAAGCUCACGCCGAAGGAAAUCGAGCAGAUCUCAGAAUUGGGGACUGAAAAGCACUUCAGGGGUUUCUGGAGUAACAAGUUCGCUGCUGAUGACCGAAGAUAA